UUGAGACGUUUCUCCGGGAUUGCUCACUCCGUGCAUGGUUGGUGGCCAAGUUACCCAACAAACGCCAUCGCAUCGCCAUCAUCUUGGUUCGUUGGAGGUCGUCGUUGCAAAGCGUUGAUCCAAGUAAAAUCUCUCUUAAAAGCUUUCCAGUCCAGUCGUGGAGUCGCAUCGGACGGAACAAUAAAAGCCGUGCCAGGCUGCACUCCGUCGCCUGAAGUGAGAUGCUGCUCUCCAUAAACCGAGUCACCCUGAUUCGUCACUAGCUUGGAUUAUUUCAUUUCACUCGAUAUGUGCUCAUCAUUGUCGUAAGGAAGGGGACACAACAGAGAACAAGCUUGUCAAUAAGUACAUAAAGAUAUUGCUCUAUGGGGCAUUGUGCGACAGGGACGCCUUUUGAGUAGACCUAUCUAACUUAUCACGAAAUCCGGCAGAAGUGCCGAUUGUGAAGGACAGCAUAAAGUAAAACUGUGUUACAACGAGUGAAAACUUGCAAUUUUAAUGCGUGAACUGGGGAAGAAACGUUUGGGUGGGAGGCAAAAGUUGCGGCGAGAAAUGGCUCCGAGUGGACGAGGCAGUGAUGGAGGCAGCACUCUCCAGAAACCCCCCCCAACGGAGCUGGUCAAGUUGACGCCUGAGAAUGAAGACUUGUUCGUGACGGUGAAGGAGUGUCAGAAGUGUCCCGAGGACUCGGCCUGUCACAACAGCUACAUCCACUCCACGAAGAAGGAGAACUUUUGCGUCUGCUACCACUUCAAACCACUCUACCCCCUGCGGAAGGGAGAAUAUUGCCCCAGAAACACAGUGCAAUCGUCGUCCCACAAGGAUGCCUGGCAAGCACAUCAUAACAAUUUUACAGAGUCUAUCCAUGUACAGGUUCCCGGAGCUGCUGUGAACGCCACUGCUUCAGACGUGACGACAACCUCAGUGUUUCCACACGCUUUGGUCUCCUCCCUCCUGGUGACCUCCAUCCUCGCCCUCCUGCUCCUCCUCGUCUGCCUCCUCAAGCGCAGAACGCUCCAGAGGCUGGUGAACAAAGGCUCGAAAAAUAAGAUGGAGAUGAUGGACAUGGGACGGAGUGGUUUGCUACUCCCCACGGACCGCUUCGUGAGCAACCCGACGUAUCAGUCCCCCUGUGUGGACUUGUCAGUUCGCGUCUUUUCCCCCCAAGAAGUCAACCUCUCCGUCCAGAUUGGGCAGGGCUGCUUUGGAAAGGUAUUCAGAGGUGUGCUUGGGGGGGAGGCAGUGGCGAUCAAGGUGGUGAAGCGGGAGUACUCGGACGAGGCGGUGAAGGAAGUUGAGACGAUGGCAACCUUCUCCCAUCCAAACAUCCUUCAUCUCAUCGGAAUCGUCCAGAGCUCAGAUUUCGAUGCCCCCUGGCUCAUCUUUGAGUUUAUGAAGUAUGGCGACCUCGCUGGAGUGUUGCGGAAUGGGGAUAAGCGAGGACAACCCGUCUCACCUCAUGGUCAGACUGGCCCAACUUCGGCCGAGGGACCUGAAUCACUCGGAGGGGAGGACGAGGCAGAAAAACUGCAUUUGACCAGCGAGCGGCUGGAGGAGUUUGCGUCUCAGAUUGCGGAGGGGAUGAAGUAUUUGUCCUCUCAGCACUUUGUUCAUCGUGAUCUUGCAGCACGGAAUUGUCUCGUCUCUGGAGCUGGCAUGGUAAAAAUAUCCGAUUUUGGACUCUCGCGAGAUGUGUACACCUGCGAUUACUACAAGAUUGGUGGUUCGAGAUUAUUGCCGCUGCGCUGGAUGGCACCGGAAAGCAUUCUGUAUGGGCGCUUCACAUUGGAGUCCGACGUGUGGGCGUUUGGCGUCCUCCUCUGGGAAAUUUUCUCGUGGGGAAAGCAACCAUAUUUUGGACACUCGAACGAAGAAGUGGUGCAAUUAAUUUUGGACGGAGUGCUGCUCUGUCAACCUAGCGAUUGUCCUCCCAUAAUUUGUCGCAUCAUGGAAGGUUGUUGGAAAACAGAACCCAAGGACAGGCUAAAAUUUAGCCAGAUUGCGCAAAGACUUUCCAUCAAAGAUCAUCCCAACAAGCAGCAAUGCGAUGAGGGGGAGAGGAGGAAGACUGGUUCGUUGGAGGAGAGUUUUCCCCAACUUUCUCCAUUCAACAAGUCAUCGUUAUCACCUCAUCAUCCGCCCGAAGGAAUGGUCGUCAACUCCGGCUACGAGAUUCCAAGAAAUAUUUUAGAGAAGGACUACCUCAAGGUGGUCUAAAAACCAUCAUGAUUAUUACACAAGUCACCGAGUCCUGAGCUGUAAGAUACAGAUAUCUUAGUCACUUAAUGUCUAUUUGUAUAUGCAUGCAGACGUAGAGUAGAGUACAUAGAGUACCGAUUAUGAUAUUUGAAACGGGUGUUAUCUAAACUAUAUAUCGUAUCGUUUCCCUUCCUUAAACUCACUUAUGAUGCUCUCUAAUGCGGACGUUGGGCUAUAACCUAUACAUCCAUGGCUAUAACGAUGUGUUGAAAGUAACAAAAAUACCUUUAUGUAUUUCACGGGACAUAUUAUUGACACAAAAAUGGGACGGCUAGAAAAAGAAGGGUACAAUCAAAUACAAUUAAAUUAGUCAGUUAUAUGGCAUGCACCAUUAUUAAUAGUGGUUUUAUUUUCAAGGGCAUUGUAAAUAAUAUGUAUUUCUGUACUGUAUACCGAUUAAGCAUGUACAUGCGUAGUCAAUUUAGUGUAAAAUAGGAAAUAAACUUUAUUAAUUAUCAUGGUCA
This is a messenger RNA of Folsomia candida, 2723 nucleotides long. RefSeq names its product tyrosine-protein kinase transmembrane receptor Ror. Bases 499 to 2217 code for a protein of 572 amino acids. Gene Ontology annotation, biological process: positive regulation of kinase activity; cell surface receptor protein tyrosine kinase signaling pathway; multicellular organism development. Gene Ontology annotation, molecular function: transmembrane receptor protein tyrosine kinase activity; neurotrophin binding; ATP binding. NCBI's taxonomy places the organism in Eukaryota, Metazoa, Arthropoda, Collembola, Entomobryomorpha, Isotomidae. The transcript is spliced from 13 exons. Gene Ontology annotation, cellular component: axon; signaling receptor complex. The record is from RefSeq and is a predicted model, not a curated record.